Molecule: messenger RNA, 1536 nt
Organism: Parathielavia appendiculata
Lineage: Eukaryota; Fungi; Ascomycota; Sordariomycetes; Sordariales; Chaetomiaceae
Exons: 2
Coding region: 1-1536 (511 amino acids)
Source: RefSeq, a predicted model, not a curated record
AUGGGUCUGGAUGAGAAGAAGCGGCCAGCGGCCCUCAACCUUGCGCCAGUCCGUACCAUGUCCGCCAGCUCAGUUUCCACCACAGACUCGACAUCUACAUCAUCAUCACUAGCAAAGCCCCCAAGGACACCACGAUUCGCCGAGGCAACCGCCGUCCACUCGCCCGUCGAGCCGCAAAGACUUCCCUUCUCCGAGAGGUCGCAAGUUGCCCACGCCCAACCAGGAGAUGUCGGGUUUGGUUACAUUGGGGCGGGAGCAAACAGGGAAUCAGUCGCCAUGCCCAUGACGCCGAGGUCACCGUUGAAGAGCGCAAUGAAGGUUCCCGGAACGCCAGGACGCGCCCUGGCGAACCCGUUGAGCCCCACGUUCUUGGAGGAGCAGGUCCUCGAGUCGAGGGAAAAGGCAACCGAGAAGGACCAGGCAAGGGAUCUGAAAAUCAAGACAAAAGUACGGAUGGCCAAGUUCGCUUUGCGCGGCGUCAACUUCAGCUGUAGUCUCAUCAUCUUGUCCAUGAUCUCGGCCUCGUUCGCAAUCUUCAACGCGACCAAGGCCCUGCCAGCGCUCAGCGGCCUGCCGCCAUGGGCGGCAAACACCAAUGCAUGGCCUCAGAAAGUGGUUCUGGCCUGCGCCUGCGUCUCGUUGCUCAUCUGCAUCGGCGUCUUUGUCGGCUACUGUCGCGGCGGUCACCGCAGGGCCGAGAAAGUCGGCGUCUACUACACGCUGUUCGCCGUCGGCUGGUUCAUCUUCAGCCUGGCCAUGUGGGCAGCGGCCGCCGGCAUCUUGCAGACGUCUCGGGCCAACAGCAACAACCAGGACAUGUGGGGCUGGGCCUGCGUCCAGAACCGGCGCUCCCAGCUCUUCAGCCAGCAGGUCGACUACGCCCUCAUCUGCCGCCUGCAGGACUGGACUUUGAUAUGCAUCAUCAUCGAGCUCGUCGUCGAGGUCAUUAGCAUUUCCCUCUAUAGCAUCGUCUUCUAUCGCUACUGGUCCAAGCGGAAGCUGCACAAGUCGAUGGACAUGCGCGACAAGGCCCGCUCCGACCUUUACCUCGCCCAGCUCCGCACCCAGUCUGCUCCUAACACGCCUGGUUUUGGUCCCAAGUCGCCCGCCUUCUCGCAAUACGCCCUCUCGCCGCGGUUCCCGCCCUCCACCUACAAAUCCCUGGGCGACAUUGACGAGAACGCGUCCCCCUUCACCCCGGGCGGCAAGGGCCUCAUUGUUCCGCAGUCGUCCUUCUCGCCCAAGCUCGACACGAGCUUCAAGCUCCAGGCGCCGCCUCUCAAGGCCAACCCGGCCACGCCGGCCACGCCCAAGGCCGGCUACAAGCCGCCUACCGCGGCCGAUCUGUCGCCCUCGUCGACCACGUCACCUGCCGCCGCCGCCUUCGGGCCCGAGAUCGUCAAUGAUCCUGCGCCCGUCGCCGAGGGCGAGCAGCAGUACGAGGCUGUCCCAAUCCCGGGCGCGUACGCGGGCCAGGCGAUCAAGUCUCCGCCGCCCGUGCAGACUACCUUCAACCUGCCGGGGAGGUAUGCUUGA